This is a messenger RNA of Zeugodacus cucurbitae (melon fly), 1460 nucleotides long. RefSeq names its product endoplasmic reticulum-Golgi intermediate compartment protein 3. The coding region runs from base 224 to 1345 and encodes 373 amino acids. The record is from RefSeq and is a predicted model, not a curated record. Gene Ontology annotation, cellular component: endoplasmic reticulum; COPII-coated ER to Golgi transport vesicle; Golgi membrane. Gene Ontology annotation, biological process: endoplasmic reticulum to Golgi vesicle-mediated transport; retrograde vesicle-mediated transport, Golgi to endoplasmic reticulum. The transcript has 7 exons. Lineage: Eukaryota; Metazoa; Arthropoda; Insecta; Diptera; Tephritidae.
CACACAGAAGGGAAUUAGCAGAAGAAGCAAAUAGCAAAAUAACAAACGUGCCCUUUUUCUUUACCAGCGCAGCAAUUUUGUUCCGCCUUCAAAUUUAUUCUAAAAAAUGUUUUAUAAGAUUAGUCAUUAAAAAGACGACGAUUGAAGUUUAUUAAAAGCAAGCACUUGAGUUUGUGGCCAUUUUAAUUUGUUGAAUUACAGUAACUGUGGAACUACGGUAAACAUGAGAGUCGGGGAUGUGCUCCGCCGGUUGGAUGCAUAUCCACGUACGCUUGAAGAUUUCAGUGUACGCACUCUAAGCGGUGCUUUAGUUACUGUAGUUGGUAUCUACAUUAUUUUUACGCUGAUAAUUCUAGAAUGUAUGGCAUAUUCGCGUCCGAAUCUCACAGAGGAUCUGUUUGUAGAUACUACCCGCAAUCACAAGCUACGUAUCAAUUUGGAUAUAACGAUACACAAUCUAGCUUGCAGCUACGUGUCAUUGGAUGCAAUGGACUCUUCCGGUGAUCAACACUUACGAGUUGAUCAUGACAUAUUCAAACAUCGUCUAGAUUUGCAGGGUAACCCAUUGAAAGAAACCGAACCCAUAAAAGAAAUUGUUGCUGUGUCACCGUCAAAUAAAAAUACCACCUGUGGUAGUUGCUACGGCGCUGAACAUAAUAGCACACAGUGCUGCAAUACUUGUGAAGAAGUGUUAGAGGCGUAUCGCCACAAAAAGUGGAAUGUACAAUUGGAUAAAAUCGAGCAAUGUAAGGAUCAGUAUAAACGCAAUGAUAUCGAUGCAUUCAAAGAGGGCUGUCGUGUGCAAGGGCAUUUAGAAGUAAAUAGAAUGGCUGGUAGUUUCCAUAUAGCACCUGGAAACAGUUUCUCCAUUAGACAAUUUCAUAUACAUGACUUUCAAUUCUCCGAAGUGAAAUUGGAUCAUACAAUUAAUCACUUGUCUUUUGGCGACAAAAUCGCAUUUGCCAAGACGCAUCCGCUAGAUGGACUACAUACCAAAUCGGACAAAGAUGCUAAAAGCGAAAUGUAUAAUUACUAUUUGAAAAUUGUGCCUACAAUGUAUGCAAGAUUGAACAAACCACCCAUACAUACAAAUCAGUUCUCAGUGACGCGCUACAAGAAGGACCUUUCAACUAGGGAGCGUGGCAUGCCGGGUAUUUUCUUCAGUUAUGAAUUAUCGCCAUUAAUGGUGAAAUACGCCGAAAAGCAAAGAUCUUUUGGUCACUUUGCCACGAAUUGCUGUUCUAUAAUCGGUGGGGUUUUCACUGUAGCCGGCAUUAUAGCAGUCUUCCUGAACAAUUCGUUAGAAGCACUGCAGCGUAAAUUGGAAAUAGGAAAGCUGAGUUAACAACACACGCACAAUGCACAAUAUUCCCCGAAAAUUCCGAAUUUUCUUGAUUUUCUUAUCACUUGAACUUAUCAGACUGCAGGCUAUAUACAUAUAUUGACCUACUACAACUAAU